AGUGCCAGACUAACGGAGGACGGGGUCCCUGUGAUCACAUCUGUACCAAUAUGCACGGCAGUUACCGCUGUAUUUGUCAGGCGGGAUAUCAACUGGAUGCAGACGACGUUUCCUGCAUCGACGCGGAUGAAUGCCUAGCUAACGGAGGACGAGGCCCGUGUGACCAAAUCUGCACGGAUCUUGACGGAAGCUACCGCUGCUCCUGUGAGGAUGGAUAUCAGCUCAACUCAGACGGCUUCUCCUGCGCCGACGUCGUUGAAUGUGAUGCGAAUGGCGGCCAAGGCUACUGUGAUCCCUUCCACGGCGUCUGUCAGAAUACCCCUGGGAGCUACCACUGCUACUGCGAACCUGGGUACGAGCUUCAGGACGAUCUUCGCAGCUGUACAGCAACAGACGUGGAUGGUUGUUUUGCGGACGCCUGUGACAACGGUGGCACAUGUGUGGAUGGGGACUCCACCUUAUCAUGCACGUGUCCUACGGGAUACAAGGGAGAGAGAUGUCAGACACCCCCCUGCAGUGAAGACUACGACGCUCCGCAGUACGGUGGGAAGGUGUGUACGACCUCUGACCUCACCACAGGUGCCAUGAUGUGCACGGUGUUCUGUGAGGGAGACAGGGAGUUUGCAUGGCGUCCUGCAGAUGCCUACACGUGUAACGCAGAGGGUACCUGGAGCGCCUUAUCGGCGGUAUCUAACGGACCACAGCCUCUGCCACCGGGCCCUAGACCCUGGCCUGACUGCACGGGAAGAUACCGCCCUGGAAGAGCACACAUCAAGGGGGAGGUAUUUUACUACUACGAUGGAGACUGCCAGAGCAGCAUUCAGGAGAUCAUCACCAACUUUGAGCAGAUCUUCAGCGACCUACAGUCGGCUCAGCCUGGUGCGGGCAUCUCCACACAGCUGGGCACGGUCGACAUCGAGUGUGGAAGUACCGCCAGAAGUUUGCCUAGGAGCAAGAGGUCUGUUGUCAACCUACAGGUGAUUAAAAGCACCGGUGGCUUCACUAUCAAGUUUGAAGUUGUUGCUACCAUAUCCGAUGAAACCGUCACCGAAAAUCAGCAGCUCGACCUGGUGUUCGCUUUGGACGAUGUUUACUUUGAGAUCGAGGAGAAGGUGGCUUCCAACCAGUUCAACCUGCCAAUCGGAGGGCAGCUUCUCAGCGCUGCGUCAUUCGAAAUGGGCUUCGCAGAGAUUCAGGUCAACUGCACGGACGGACAGCUAGCCUACCAGGACGAAUUUCAGGCAUACUGCACUGAUUGUCCCCCCGGCACCUUCCACGCCGUCGGUACUGACACCUGCGAGGACUGUCCCGUAGGGCAGUACCAGGACCGGUCUGCACAGGUCACCUGUAAAACCUGUCCUCACAACACCUGGACGGUGUUCCCCCGAUCUGUGGAACUGGCGGAAUGCGUCGCGUUGUGA
Molecule: messenger RNA, 1421 nt
Organism: Branchiostoma floridae (Florida lancelet)
Lineage: Eukaryota; Metazoa; Chordata; Leptocardii; Amphioxiformes; Branchiostomatidae
Product: signal peptide, CUB and EGF-like domain-containing protein 2
Exons: 8
Coding region: 51-1421 (456 amino acids)
Molecular function (GO): calcium ion binding
Source: RefSeq, a predicted model, not a curated record